AGUAGAACGGCGCACUAUACCACUUUUCACUUGUGUAAAAACAGAUCAGCCGGUGCAAGGAGCCCAACUGUUGGAUUUGUUGGGAUUCUUUACACCUUAUUUUAAACUACAUUAUGGACAAAAGACAACAACUUGUAACGCCACACUGGAAUCUGAAAUUACCAAAGCUCUAGGGUGUUGCAGGGAAGGUUCCAUGAGGAGUUUCCACUCAGGACCUUGGGUACGUCUACUGUCACAGUAGGUCUGAGGGUCCAUGAGGAGCCAAUGAGAAUGGCCUUGACAGACAGGGCUAAACUGCUUAGCCUUAUAGCAGUCCUACUGCACAUAUCCAGAUGUCAGGGGAGCCUUGAUAAGGACAGCUCUCCUCUGAGGUUCACCCAUCACUUAUAUAAUGCCACCAUUAAUGAGAACUCUGCCCCCCGAACCUACGUGGAGAGCCCAGUACGAAUGGGCAUUGUAGUUUCUGACCCUUUAUGGAACAUCAAGUACAGAGUUGUUGCUGGUGAUGAAGAUGGCCUUUUCAAAGCAGAGGAGUUAACCGUAGGGGAUUUCAGCUUUCUGAGGUUAGCAACUGGCAGUGGCAACUCUCUCUCUCCUGUAUUGCUCAACAGAGAAGUACGAGAUGCCUACACGCUGACUGUUGAAGCUACAGAGAGCACCUAUGAGUACCAAUCGAGAACAAAAGUACUGAUCCAGGUGCUUGAUAGAAAUGACCUGAAACCCCUUUUCUACCCUGCUUCUUACAAUGUGGUAAUCAGAGAGGACACUCCGGUGAAGUCCAGUGUGGUGAGAGUAAGCGCAACAGAUGCUGAUAUUGGUAGCAAUGCUGAGUUUUAUUACUCCUUCACCACUAGAUCACAUCCAUUUGCUGUCGAUCCUUUCACGGGCACUGUCACACUUGUUAAAAGGCUUAAUACCAGUCUGAAAGAAAGGUAUGAUCUCACAAUUUUGGCUGAGGACAGGACAAAGAAAAUCUCUGGGGUCCAGAAGUUUGGAAAUGUCGCGACGGUGGUUGUAAAUGUUGAAAAGGUCAUUGACAAUUUUACUCUUAUCUCACCUCUCAAUUCAGAUGCUCCUCAAAUGGAUGCUGAAAAAAUAAAUGUGAACAUCAAGCUAGAGCCCCAUGUGAAGGCACGAGCUGCCUCUCUGAAUAUAGUUGCAGGGGAUCCGGAGAAAAAAUUUGAGAUUAUUCCAUCUGCCUUCCAGGGUAGUGACUUUCAAGUGGUCUCAAUAAAAUGGAUUAACUGGGCAGAAAACACACUUGGAUUAAAUUUUUCCCUUCAGGUGAAAGACAGAAGUAUUCCCCCUUUGCUAACACCAAUUAAGGAAAUUCAUAUUCCCGCUCCUCAAUUUACCUCUCUGACUUUUGAUCAGAGAAUAUAUCAAGUAACUCUUAGUGAAUUUUCCCCACCAAAAACACAUGUACUUAAAGUGUCUGUCCAACCACAUUUAGCAAAUGUCACCUACCAUAUCAGAAACAACCCAGAUAGCCACAAAUUCAAAAUUAAUCCCAAAACUGGCAUUAUUGUCACCUCUGAGCAUCUCGACUUUGAAAAGAAAUCUCAUUAUGAGUUUGAUGUCACAGUCAAUCCUGGUGAAACUGAAGCUCACGUCAUAGUCAAAGUAACUGAUGAGAAUGACAACACUCCUACAUUUACCUCACCCUCAUACCAGGCCACUGUGCAAGAAAAUGUUCCGAUAGGAACUAGCAUUUCAAGAGUCUCUGCUAUUGAUGUGGACAGGGACUACAAUGGUUUUGUCACCUAUGCAAUUGCAAACACAGCUCCACUACCUUUUGUCAUAGAUCCAUUAACAGGAGUCAUUUCUACCUCUGAAGAGCUUGACUAUGAGCUAAUGAAAAGGUGGCACCAUCUCAGGAUCUGGGCUUCUGACAGUGGAAGUCCCUUUAGCCGUGUCAGUGAGUGUGCUGUGACCAUCACUAUGAUCAACAUCAAUGACAACAUUCCACUUUUUGAAAGAGUGGAGUGCAAUGUCUCCAUACCACAAGAUUUAAAAGCCGGAAAGAGCAUUGUUGAUAUUUUUGCAGUUGAUUAUGAUGAGCUAGAGCAAAUACAUUACAGAAUCCAGUCAGGAAAUGAGGAUAAAUUAUUUGCAAUUGACGCUGUUACUGGCAACAUUAUUCUAGCUCAACCUAUCCCCAGUGAGAUUCUAGCAACAAAACAUCCUUCAUUUACCCUACAAAUAACAGCAAGUGAUGGAAAAUAUAGCACUGAGUCCACUACUGUCACUGUACAUAUAACAGACAAAGGAAAGGAAGUUACGAGACACUGUCAGGAAACCGGAGUCUCAAGGCAGCUGACUGAGAAGCUCAUUGAAACAAUCAAGCCUGUCCUCUCUGCCCAAGAGGAAGAGACCUUCUCUGAUGUCCAUAUAAUCAAUCAUCACUCUCCAAAGUUUGAUCAUGCCAUUCCUAGCUCCAUUGAUGUCAGGGAAAACUUUGCUCUCAAUGUGUCUAUAUUACAAUUUAAGGCCACCGAUAAUGACAGUGGCUUUAAUGGCAGGGUUGUCUAUGCAAUUUCAAGUGGGAAUGAAGAUGGAUGUUUCACAAUUGAUAUGAACACAGGAGAACUGAAAAUCAUCUGUCCAUUAGACAGAGAAACAAAACAAUUCUAUAUUCUGAACAUAACUGUGUAUGACUUAGGUACUCCACAAAUAUCUGCUUGGAAAUUGCUUGCUGUCAAUGUCCUGGAUGUAAAUGACAAUUCACCAUUAUUUACUCAACCAAGAUAUGUUCUGAGCAUCCCUGAAAACACAGAGAUUGACAAAAGCAUCUUUAAAGUGCAUGCAGUGGAUACUGACCAAGGUGACAAUGGAGUGAUCAAAUAUUCCUUGUUAACAUUUACUAACUUGUUCAAAGUUGAUGAAAUCUCUGGGGAUGUGAGCGUGAAAGGGAAUUUGGACAGAGAGACCUUCCCCAGAUAUGACUUAAAGAUUGAAGCCAGGGAUGAAGCGAAAGAGGACCCUCAACUUAUCUCAAUAGCAGAUUUAGUGGUUGUCCUCGAAGAUAUCAAUGAUAAUCCUCCUGUUUUUGUACCUAAGGUCUACAGGAUUAAAGUUCCUGAAGAUGCCCCUCCAGGCACAGUUCUGUUAUGGGUUGAAAGCUAUGACUUAGAUUUGGGCAGUGGAGGCACCGUAAGCUAUAAUCUGAAGAACGGUGAAGGAGGCACCUUUUUCCUGGACACAUCCACAGGUUUACUCACUCUUGAGAAAGAAUUGGACUUUGAGAGAAAACAAUUGUAUAAUCUAACAGUUCGCGCUGUGGACCAUGGAAAACCCAGGUCAUUGUCAUCCUCAUGUUUUAUAGAAGUUGAAGUUUUGGAUGUCAAUGAAAAUCUGAAUAAGCCAGUUUUCAGCUCAUUUGUACACAAUGCUACAGUUAUGGAAGAUGCAAAAAUUGGUACUUCAGUCCUGACCCUGACAGCAGUGGAUAAAGAUCUGGGCAAAGAUGGAGUCGUUAGAUACCACAUUCAUGAUGGGACAGGACUUGGAGUCUUUAUCAUUAAUGAAGAAACAGGAGUGAUUCAGCUGGCAGACACAGUGGACAGGGAGGCUGUAACGCACUACUGGCUGACUGUUUAUGCCACUGAUCUGGGCACUGUUCCCCUGGUGUCCUGGACCGAAGUCUACAUUGAAGUUUUGGAUAUCAAUGACAAUCCUCCUGAGCUGUCCCAACCCAUCUACUUCGCUUCAAUCCAAGAAAAUUUGUCCAAAGACAAAUUUGUGUUGAAAGUGGCCGCCACAGAUGUGGACAAGUCAUCUGAGGGGAAGAUAACAUUCCAAAUCCCAGAUUCCCAGCGGACAUAUUUCAACAUCAGUUCAAAGACAGGUGCGAUCAGCACUGUCUCAGCCCUAGAUCGUGAACAAAGAGCAGAGCACAUUAUUGAGGUGAUUGCUUCGGACAAUGGAGAUCCUCCGCUGCGCUCCACAGCCACAGUGGUCAUUCAGGUGCUAGAUGAGAAUGAUAAUAGCCCUCAGUUCAGUCACAAGCUCUUCCAGGUCAAGCUGCCUGAGUGCCAGGACAAGGCAUCGUCCCAGGAAGUCUACAGGAUGAUCGCACGUGAUAAAGAUGAGGGGCCAAACAGCCAGAUCACCUACAGUCUGGAAGAUAGCGUAGAGGGGCGAUAUGAAAUCCACCCCACCACAGGGGUGGUGACUGCCAGGGGAGUGUUUGCACAAGGCAACUACAACAUCCUAACGAUAAAAGCCACAGAUCAUGGCAGUCCUGCGAGAAUGUCCAAGACACGUCUGGAUGUUGAAUGGCUGCCACAACCAGAACCCAGUUCAGAGUCUCUAGCUUUCGACGAGGCCCACUUCACCUUUGCUGUCAUGGAGUCAGACCCUGUCACUCAAAUGGUGGGAAUCAUCAGCACUGAGAUCACAGUGAGCCUCCUCUUGUUCAACAUUGUAGGUGGCGAUGAAGAUCAGGACUUUUACAUUGAGAAGAACACUGGGAGUAUUGUGAUAGCUAGGCAGCUGGAUGCUGGCAAAAGAUCUAAUUACAACCUCACCGUCAGCGUUACGGAUGGGUUUCAGACCAUAACAACUCAGGCAUACAUCCGUGUGCUUGACAUGAACGAGCAUCGACCCAUGUUCCUGAAGAGUAUGUAUGAGGUGAGCGUUCCUGAGGACACAGCUCCAUGGAAAGAGAUCCUGCAGAUCAGUGCCCAGGAUGCAGACACCAACAGCAGGAUCAUUUACUCCAUCCACAGCAGUCUCAACCCAGACAGCCUCAAACAUUUUCACCUGGAUCCAAAGAGUGGAGUUCUUGUCCUUACCGAGGAGCUGGACUACGAGGCCAUCUCCACACACAGUCUCCUAGUGAUGGUUCGUGAUCAAGAGAUCCCUGUAAAGAGGAACUUUGUGAAAGCAGUAGUGCAUGUGGAGGACUGUAAUGACUACACACCUACAUUCAUGAGCAACCAUUAUGAGGGAAGCAUCAGUAACUUGGCUCCAACUGGGACAGAGGUGCUUCGUGUCAAAGCUUUGGAUAAAGACAAAGGCAGUAAUGCUGAGAUUGUCUAUUCUAUUCACUCAGGAGGGAAUGCAGAAGGAGCUUUUGACAUCGAUCAGGAGACAGGAAGCAUCCGUGUGGCUAAGUCAUUAGACAGGCUCUCCCAGGAGCAAUACCAGCUUGUGGUGAAGGCCACUGACCAGGGCUUUCCCCAGCGCAGUGACCUCUGCCCAGUCAAUAUCCAUCUUAAGCUGUCUCAGCACACAGCACCCAAGUUUACCCAGGAUGAGUACUUCACUGAAAUAAGUGAAACUAGUGCUUUGGGAUUUUCAGUGCUGUCUGUCUCAGCUAGCUGUCCUUCUGCUGUGAACUACAGGAUCAAAGAUGGUGACCCUAAUGGGACUUUCCACAUCAAUUUAAACUCUGGACUUCUAUCAGUCCAAAAAGCCCUCAAUUUUGAAGAGUGUAUCUCUUACCGACUCCAAAUAAGAGCCACAAAUACAGCAGGAGUCUCCUCAGAUGCAGUUGUUUAUGUGUACAUCUUAGAUGAAAAUGACAAUGCCCCUGUUUUUCUUCAGGGCAGUUACUACGGGCAGAUCAGUGAGUCUGCACAAAUAAACAACAUGGUAAUGGGAGAGAACAACACCCCACUGGUCAUCAAGGCCUCAGAUGCAGACAAGGACUCUAACGCUCUGCUGAUCUUCCAAAUCCAAGAGCCUGAAGCAAAGAAAGUAUUUAAAAUAGAUCCAAGCAUGGGCACAAUCUCUCUGAUAUCUGCACUUGACUUUGAGACUGCACCUGAAUUUAGCUUCACAGUUCAAGUGCGGGACUCGGGAGAGCCCUCUUUAAGUGCUGUCAAACCAUGCAAAGUCACCAUUCGUGUCCUGGAUUUUAAUGACUGUCCUCCUAAGUUCACACUACCUGUCUAUACAGCUUCCAUCAUGUCCCCUGUUUUUAAAGACAUGAAAGUCAUCCAAGUAAUGGCCCAUGAUGCAGAUUCAUUGGUCUUGUACAGUAUUAGUAAUCACAACGAUGCAUUUAAAAUACAUGAAUCAACUGGAGAAAUCUCAGUGAAUAAUGGGUCUGACUUUCAGUCCUAUUAUGAGCUCAAAGUUAUAGCCUCAGAUGGUGUAUACAAAGACACCACUUUAGUAAAUGUCAAUGUCACUCAAAUGCAAAGGACUAGUCUAAAGUUUGAGGACAGGAUCCAUGUUGGCACUGUACUUGAAAACACUACAUCUAUAAAAACUUUAACUGUACUCAGAGCCAUGGGCAGCUACCUCAAUGAACCAUUGAUCUACACAGUUCUGAACCCAGCUGAUAAGUUUUCAGUGGUGCAGUCUUCAGGCGUACUGCAGACAACUGGAGUUGCCUUUGACCGGGAGGAACAGGAUGAGUAUGACGUGGCUGUGGAGGUCCGAGACAUGAGAAAUCCACAACGUAUUGAUGUGACUUAUGUCAAAAUCUAUGUAGACGAUAUAAAUGACAACACACCCAUCAUAUCAAACCUUCCCCAUACUCUUAUGAUAUCUGAUGAGACAGAACCAGGGGAUGUUCUCUUCCAAGUGCUGGCGACUGAUAAAGACACUGGUGAAAAUGGAUCUAUAAUAUUUACACUAGAGGAGCAUUUCAAUCUCUUUAGGAUUGAUCCCUAUCUUGGAGAUGUGUCUCUUCAACGACCCCUAGACUACGAGACAUUGAACAAGUAUGUGCUUACUGUAAGAGCUUCAGAUGAAGGAGAGCCUUGUCUGUCAUCAGUAGCAGAACUAUAUGUCCAAGUGCAAAACCGUUCCCAUCCAAUAUUUCAAAGUCUGUUUUACCCUUUACGACUGCCUGAAAACAUUCCUCCCUUCACAAACAUCCUGCAUGUGCAAGCAAAAAACCCGGAGGGCUAUCGUCUUAUCUACAAUCUUGAAGAUGAAGAAAAUGCCACAAAAUAUUUUCACAUUGACUUCAAAACAGGCAUGAUAAGUGUCACUGACUUUUUGGACUAUGAGUCUCAGACAAAUCACUUGUUGACCGUUCGGGCCACAGACUCUAUAACUGGCUCUUUUAGUGAGUCCAAAGUACAGAUAGAUGUCGAGGACAUCAAUGAUAAUGCUCCUGUUUUUGAGAAGCUUACCUACAAAGCAGAAUUGUUAGAAGGUCUUCCAGUUGGCUCAUCUGUAAUACAGGUCUCAGCUUUUGACAGAGACUCAGGUAGAAACAAAGACUUAACCUAUGAAAUAGUUGACACAGGAAAAAAUGAAACAGAAUUUUUCAAAAUUGAUCCACUCAGUGGUCUUUUGCUAACAUCACAGGUCUUGGAUUAUGAGACUACACAAGAAUUCCAUCUGAAAAUCAUAGUCACAGACAAUGGUACACCACCUCUCAGCAGUGAAGCUCAAAUUAUUGUGAAUGUUUUAGAUGUCAAUGACAACCCUCCGAACUUCAGUGAGCCUCAGUAUCGAGCCUCACUGGAUGAAAUGGCCACCUGUGGACAUGUUGUGAUCAGAAUCCAGGCCUCAGAUCCUGACAGCAAGGACAAUCUCCAGUAUAAAAUUCUCUCAGGUAAUGAAGAAAGGUACUUUGCUAUGAAUGAAUCGUCAGGUCUGAUCUCAUUUUCCAAUGUUUGCAAGAGAAAUUUGCAUCCUUUUUACAAUCUCACUGUUGCUGUUUCGGAUGGUGUGUUCCAAACGACUGCUCCGGUAAACAUUGAAAUGACCAGCAGCAACAGGCAUAGCCCAUACUUCAGCCAGGAUGUUUAUGAAGCCGAACUGGCUGAGAAUGCAGAGGCAGGAACACGUGUAAUUCGCCUGGCUGCUAUUGAUCCUGACGAUGGUCCAUAUGGCAGUGUAGAUUACACCAUUAUCAACAAGCUAGCAGAUGAAAAAUUCAACAUUGAUGGUGAAGGACAAAUUGUGACCUCUCAGCCUUUGGACAGAGAGAAUCCCUCACAAAGAGUGAUUGCCAUCAAGGUCAUGGCUAAGGAUGGUGGGGGAAGAGUAGCUUUUUGCACUGUGAAGAUCAUUCUUACGGAUGAGAAUGACAAUGCGCCUCAGUUCAAAGCCUCUCAGUACCAGGUGUCUAUUAAGUCCACAAUAAAUAAGGGUUCUCCUGUUAUUCAAAUAAUGGCUUAUGAUGCUGAUGAAGGCAAGAACGCAGAUGUCACUUACGCAGUGGAUGAAGCUGAGGAAGUGACCGAGGAUGUGAUUGAGAUUAAUCCCUUUACUGGUGUGGUUAGUGUCAAAGAGAGCCUGGUUGGCAUGGAAAACAAGAUCUUUAAUUUCAAAGUCCAGGCUCGGGAUGGAGGAAUUCCGUUUUACAACUCUACCGUGCCAGUCCAGGUCAAAGUAGUCCCUCCAGAGGUCCCUCUGCCAAGGUUUACAGAACCACUGUACACAUUCUCAGUGUCUGAGGAUUUCCCCAUUGGCUAUGAAAUAGGUACAGUCAAGGCUGAUGCUGACACACCACUCAUCUAUAGCUUAGUAGAUGGCAACACUGUGGAAAGCAACAGAGAACAAGUGUUUGCUCUUGAUGAAGACAGUGGAACCCUUGUGGUGCAGAAAAAUAUUGACUAUGAGAAGACCAAGUGGUAUCAGAUUGAUGUUAUUGCUCAAGGUAGUCACAAUGGCACAGAAGUAGCUUCUCUAGUAUCUGUUAACAUUCAGGUUCAGGAUGUGAAUGACAACCAGCCUAACUUUGAUUCUGACCUGUACAAAGCCAUACUGGCUGAAAAUAUGCCUGCUGCCACCACAGUGAUCCAGGUAACAGCUAAUGAUCCUGAUAAAGAUGCUAAUGGAGAGGUGACAUACACUCUGGAGCCAGACAUAGAUGAUAUCAGUGAGAUCUUCAGCAUUGACUCACAAACGGGCUGGAUAACCACCAUGAAGGAGACAGACUGUGAAUCCAAACAAUUGUACAGGUUCUAUGUGGUGGCCACUGAUCAUGGAGGCAGUGUCAGGCUUUCCUCAUCAGCUCUUGUGGAAGUGAAAAUCACUGAUGAAAAUGAUAAUCCACCUCAGUUCACAGAGGAAGUCUAUCACGGGUCCAUCAUUGAGAACAGCAGGCCUGGGGAGCUAAUAGUCGUUCUGACAACUACAGAUAACGAUGUGUCACCUGACAACAGACAAGUCACAUGCUAUAUAACAGAUGGAGACCCACUGGGACAGUUCUCAGUCACUGUUGUGGGAGAAGAGUGUAGACUUAUUUCAAAAGGGUCACUGGAUAGGGAAAUGAAAGACAAACACACCCUAAAAGUAAUAGCCACAGAUGGAAAGUUUCAAACUGCUGCCGCAGUAGAAGUUCAUGUUCUUGACAGCAAUGACAACAGUCCAUUGUGUGAACAAUUGCUUUACACUGAAGCAGUCAUGGAGAAUUCCCCACCAGGACUCUUCAUCCUGAAGAUCUCUGCCUCUGAUCCAGACAUUGGCACAAACGGACAAGUGUCAUUUACUCUUCAUGGGCCAAAUGCAGACAAGUUUCAUCUUAACCCCAUAACUGGGGAGCUGUUCACUCUUGCCUUAUUGGACCGGGAGAAGGAAACAGAAUACGACUUGGUCGUCAAGGCAACUGAUGGAGGAGGACGUUCGUGCCAAGCAGACAUUAUACUUAAGGUGCAGGAUAUAAAUGACAACCCACCACAGUUCUCCAGCGACCACUAUGAGAUAACAGUGUUCGACAACACCACUGUUAGAACACCUAUUACAGUCAUCUAUGCCAAAGACCCAGACACAGGUAUAAACUCAGAGGUGAGGUACUCCCUGCAAGGAGCAGACAGUGGUUUCUUCUCUCUGGAUGAGAUUUCGGGUAUUUUGCGCUUGGAGCACUCUCUGGCUGAUGAGGGUCAAACCACCUUUGAGCUGAGAGUCAAAGCCACGGACAGAGGUCUUCCUAAUCAUCUCUACUCCUUAGCCAGAGUCACAGUCAAUGUACUUGAUCUGAAUGACUAUCAGCCUGUGUUCCUGAGCUCUGAGUACAUGGCUGAAAUCCCAGAAUCCUUGCCUGUGGGGACAGAGGUAAUUAGUGUUUCUGCCCAAACAAGAGAUGGCACUGGCAGCGAGCCUGUCCGAUACUCCAUCAUCUCUGGCAACGAGGACGGAAGGUUCCAGAUGAACUCUGAGACAGGUGUGUUGUGGGUGAAGGCUCCUAUGGACUAUGAGCUCCGUCGUGAGUAUUACCUGUCAGUGGAGGGGGCACAAGGCAAAUCAUCACUGACUGACAUAGCCAUGAUUAUUGUCAAUAUCACCGAUGUCAACGACAACCCACCAAUCUUCAGCCGUGCAGACUACAGUGCAAAAAUCGCUGAAGAUCUCCUGCCUGGAGACACAGUGAUGCAGGUGACAGCUGUUGACCGUGAUGGACCACAGAACAACCUCAUCCGCUACUCCAUCGUGAGUGGCGACCCAUGGCAGCAGUUCAGCAUUGAUCCUCAGACAGGACACAUCAAAGUGUGCUCCAUGCUGGACAGGGAAGAGAUCACACACUACUCCUUGACUGUGCAGGCUGCUGAUGAGGGGCAGCCUCCUCUCUCCUCGGCUGUCCAGGUGACAGUCACUGUUUCUGAUGUCAACGACAACCCACCUGUCUUCUCUCAGACCAGCCACAGCCUUGUGCUACAGGAAGAGGAGGCUGUGGGCAGUAGCAUUCUGCAACUGUUGGUCAGCGACAGGGACACACCUCAGAAUGGACCUCCGUUUACUUUCCACAUUGUCUCUGGAAAUGAAGGCAGACACUUCCAUGUAGACCAGGGUGGUCUCCUGUCACUGUCCUCCUCACUUAGGAAGAGAGGAAAGUCUCAGCACGUGCUCAAAAUUCAGGUCACUGACAGUGGACACCCGCCUCUCUCCUCUAUAUGUGUGGUUAAAAUCAACGUUACAGAAGAGAGCAAGUUCCCUCCUGCAGUGGCCCCACUGGAUGUGUUCAUUACUACAACUGAGCAAACUUUCUCCAGACGGGUAAUUGGUAAGCUACACGCCUCUGACCAGGACCCCCAGGAUGUUCUGAGUUACAGGCUAGAAACUACACACAAUGGUCACUUCUCUAUGGACUCUGUGGACGGAAAGAUUGUAGCGGAGAAGGCUCUUUGGCCGGGCGUUUAUUUUCUCAACGUGAGUGUGACAGAUGGCAAAUUCACCGUCCGUUCUGGAGUGCGUGUACAUAUAUGGGCUGCGUCUCAGCAGGACCUGGAUCAGGGCUUCACCCUGCAUUUGGCCGGCCUAAGUGCUGAGGAGUUUGUGUCUGAGUACUGGAGGAUGCUCCAGCGCAAUCUGGAUAUACCCAAACUGGAGCUGCACAUUGCCAGCCUGCAGCAGGAACAGCUGUCUCACAGCCCGGAGGUACAGGUCCUGCUGGUGUACAAGGCUCAGAACAACUCGGCUUGGCCUGUGGAUUCCCAGCACCUAAUGACUGCACUGGAACGCAUUAACGCCUCUCUCGGACUGAGCAUAAUCAGAGUAAGGGGCAAUGGCUGUGUGGGGGAUGGCUGCCCUCAACCAGGCUGCAGGAGUACUGUACUGAUGAACGAGGAGAGAGUGAAGCAUUACAGCACUGCCCGGGCCAGCUUCUUCACUCCACAUCACAGCUGGGAGAGCGUGUGCAGCUGUAAUGACACAGCCAUGAGAUUUGAUGGACAUGGUUAUCUAAAAUACCUUUUUGAGACUGAGGAGGAAAAACACAACUUCCAUCUGUCUCUUCGUAUCAAAACAUCGGAUGCUGAAGGCACAGUGAUGACGACUAAUGCCUCUGACUGGGGAACAUUACAGCUGAUGGAGAGGAAGCUCCAGUUCCGGUAUAGGUGUGGGAAUCUGCAUUCUGGUGUCCUGCGUCUGGAAACUCAUUUGGUGGCUGACGGCCAUUGGCACGACAUCUCCCUGGAGGUCAGAGGAACUAACCUGAGGCUCACCAUGGACCACAUACACUCCAUCUCCAGAGACCUGCAGGAGCCUUGCAGGCUGACCCAGGCCCACGGGGUCCUGCUGCUUGCCAACACCAGCCCUAAUGCCAACUCGCCAGGCUUUAAGGGCUGUCUGGAGCGACUGUACUUUAACGGGCAAACUGUGAAGACAGACGAGGGCUCUCAGAGAAACCGACUCUUCGGAAAGUUCCAAUGCUGCAAAGAGGAAGUCUGUGCCAGUAAUCCAUGUGAGAAUGGAGGUACUUGUCAGGAAAAGUUUAACAAAGAGUUCAGCUGUAGCUGUCCACCGCAGUUUAUGGGCACACACUGUGAGUUGAAUAAUCCUUGUGCCUCUCAGCCUUGUGGCCAUGGCAGCCUGUGUGUGCCAAAGACUGAAGAUUACAUGUGUAACUGCUCUGAACAAAUUCCCGGAAGCAGAUGUGAGUUACUGAAGGAGGAAUGCUAUCCAGACUCCUGUCUCAGUGGAUUUAGAUGUAUAAUGGAAGACGGCUCCAUCCACUGUAACUCUUUGCCUCUGGUAUCAAGAAGUAUUGGAUUUGUAGAGAUUGCUGAGAUCUGUGCAGGUGUGUUUGGCCUCAUCUUUCUUGUCGCUGCUUUUGUGUGCAUUCGAAAACGCUACGUCAGUUACAAGAAGCACAAGCCGGUUUGCGUACAAGACUCAAAUGGUUACUUCCCUACGGGUCUGACCAAAACCAUGCUGCGUGACGGAGGAGACACACCUCCUAUGGAGAUGAACACACUGAUUGGUGGGAACGACCUGGGCAACAGCCCUUUCCGUUCUCUGAAGCCGCAAGAGCAGAGGGAGAUGAACUCCCGGGGCCACAAGGCUCAGGGCCCUGUAGUGUGCAGUGUAGCCCCUAACCUUCCUCAUCCCCCAUCAUCCAACUCAGAUAAUGAGUCCAUCAGAAAAAAUAACUGGGAUCCAGGCUAUGAAGUGUACCCCGCUGAUCCGGACUAUUUCGGGCGACCCAGUGUGCAGGAGUUCCCACAGUUUGACAUUGUCGAGAGCACGUACCCCACCAUGCCCUCCACAGACUCUCGCCGGAACUCUCGUUUUGGGGGUUUCCCAUUCCCACUGGAGCGCAGUGAGCGUCGUGCCCCGUUGCCGCCCUGCUACAGCCACCAAAACCUGGAUGACUUCCUCGGACCGGAUGGCCUGCCGCUGCCCAGCUCUCAGUGUCCUAAUGAAUACACGGCCAUCAGUUAUUACCCCACACAUCACACACGCAGCAUGGAUAAUGUCUCAGCUGGGUAUAAACGGCUAAGCGUUCGGCUGAGUGUGGCCCAGCCCUCAUACGCAGACUGUGGCUCCUCCACACGCUCUGCUAUAGCCACUCGCUCUUCUCGAGGUUGUGCUGACUCAGACAUGGUGGAGAGUGACUACGGAAGCUGUGAAGAGGUCAUGUUCUAGCAAACACAUGUAUCUGAAAGACUCCUGUCAGGACUGAGAUUUAAGAGUAGAUGAUGAUUAGAUGAUGAAUUGUGAAUUUCAGGGAGAUUCGUGGUAGAGAGAAAUGAAUGAGUUAUUCCUGUCUAAAGCAGUCAUAUUUGAAGGUAAUUCAUAAUUUUGUAAAUCGCAAAUCCAUGGUACAUUUUGUAAAUCUGUCAUUUGACUCCCUACGCAACGUUUAUAUGUAUGCUCAUCAUGCAGCAUUUGCAAAUUGUUAUUCACACAAUACUCUGUGUCUAACUUUAUGGUUUGCAGAUAUUAACAUAAAUUCAUAGCUGUUAGCUAUAGUUGGAUUGGGCACAUGAUCCUUGGAGUCACAAUCACAGUAGUAGAUUUUUCAAACUGACCUUUGAUUCAUAAAAUUAAUCAAUUAACAUUCACAUCGAGGUAUUUACUUAUGAUUAGUUUUUGACAGGAAAUAAUUCCAAAGAAAUACUACAGAGGCACUAGAUCUCCCUGUACUGAACAGUAUUAUUAUUUUUAAGAUAAAUUUACAACUAUUGCUUGUAAAUGUUCAACCAAGAGCAGCAAAUAUUGUUCUUUUGUGCUGUUUUGUUAAGAGCUGCAGCAGAUCCAUCCCUUUAAAUGCUUCGUCGUGGUUGGUGUUUACAGUUUCAUUCAUGUACUGAUAUGUAAUAUAUGUCGCAUGAAUUUAUAAAGAAAUCAAAAAUGAGGUUUUAAAGGACAUCUAGUGUUUGAGCUGAUAAAUAAUGCUCCUGUGUGUUGCAUUUAUUUUAGUGCUCUAUUUCGCACCAGAAAGAGAGCAAUCGCCUAUUAUGUUCAAAUUUGAAAACGUGGCACCAAAUGAAUGAUUUGUUGUUCCUCGUCUUGUUAUAAAUUGCACGUUUUUUAGGUGAGCCAUAAAUCUGAGAGCAUGUUUGGCUUAAUAUGUGCUUGCACUAACCAGCAGACUAAAUUAAUUAGGAAUUUGAAAAAAAGUGGCAAGUUAUUAAGACAUUCUACUGAAAGAAAUACAGAUAUGUACAGAUACAGACGAUAUUAGAUAAAAAUGAGCUUCGAGUUAUCUGAACUUUACCCCAUGCUGUGCAUAGCUAAAGAUUCAGUUAGUAAGAACAUCCCCUGUUCUUAAAGCCAUAUAACUAGUGCUUGAUUGCAUUAUUAUCGCAUGCUGAAGCACUUGAUAUGAUAUUGCUUUGUGAUUGAUGGAUUGAAACAGUGCAGUGUUCGACUUUAUGUGUAUGUGUCACAACUGUCAGGUGUUUGUUAGCUUUUACCUGUGUAGAAAUGGGCCACCUGUUAAAUUGACUACAAAUUGUGAGGAGCAUUUUUUUUUUUUUGUAAAAUGUAGAUUACAUUUAUUUAGACUGAAGCUGAGGCUGGUCCUUGGAUAUUUACAUAUAUUGUAGAAAUAUGCUAUAUAUCAGAAUAGAUUCCAAAUGCUGAGUCUGUAAGUGACCUAUAUACAUUCUUGCAUUCUUCACAAGCAUAUAAGAAGUGCUUUGUGAAUAGUUAUCAGUUCGAUGCAGUAUUUUUGAAUGUGAAAACAUGCACUGCUUUGUUUCCCCUAAUGUUGCCAAUGUGAAGAGGUUUAUGAUCAAAUUAAAAUUAGACUAUAAAACAAAUAAUAUGCAACCUAGUAAUGCAACUAUGAUGCAUUCCUGUCUCCUGAUCUCUGCUAAGGCAUUGGUAGAGAGUGAAAAUGUACAAUAUUGACCCUGCACAACUGGUGUUUCACAAUUCUGUUACUUUGUCAAUCUUGUCAUUGCUGUAUAUGUCAUUUAUGGUCCUGUAUUUGCCAACUUGUUUACAUGUGAAAUGUCAUCAGUAGGGAUUUGCAGCCCAGUACAGAAUCAUUGGGUUUAGACUCUGUGAUAUGGACGCGUGGGAAUUGUAUUAAAGCUGUACACACAGCUACACGCACACUGCAUGUGCUAUUCUCUCCUACUGAUCACUAUGUCAUUGUGAUGGACUGUGCUUAGUCUUUGGACCUAAAUAAAAUGUUCUAGUCCUGUUGUUUAUGGCAGCUCUGUCAGUUCAGUUGGCCACAAAGCCAUUGUUGUACAUACAGUGAGUGCAGUGGUCCAGUGAGUUCAAGAAAGAAUGUAUGCUUUUGUAUUUUCAAUGGGACAAAUCCCAUGUUUUAAAUCUGUUCCUCUGUGAGAGAAUAAUUUCCUUUUAGUUUCCAUCAUCACUGGAAAUGAAAUAGUGCUAUAUGAAUAAAUGUCCAUGUUUAAUGAA
Messenger RNA from Pangasianodon hypophthalmus (striped catfish), 15516 nucleotides. RefSeq names its product FAT atypical cadherin 2 (gene fat2). Gene Ontology annotation, biological process: homophilic cell-cell adhesion. Lineage: Eukaryota; Metazoa; Chordata; Actinopteri; Siluriformes; Pangasiidae. Gene Ontology annotation, molecular function: calcium ion binding. The transcript is spliced from 24 exons. The coding region runs from base 265 to 13278 and encodes 4337 amino acids. Gene Ontology annotation, cellular component: plasma membrane; adherens junction. The record is from RefSeq and is a predicted model, not a curated record.